AUGGCGAACCGCAACGUCAGGAACAACGCUGCGGCGGUCGACGCAGCCGUGCGCCUUAUUUUUCGGGCCCGCGACGACGUCGUGCAAGUGCUGCUAGAGGUUGGCUUCCUGACGGGCUUCAUGGCGGCCAUCGCUGCCGGCUCCCGGCCGGCGGUGAGCGUGCUCGCUUACCCACCAGCCUACCUCGGAACACUCGUGGUGUUUCUCAUCGUUGGGCUGAGCACCAUGUGGGCGGCAGGAUGGGUGGCUGGAGACCCCGCCCGCCGCCGUGCAGCAGGAUGGAUGAUCCUCUUUGCCUAUUUGUUUCUGAUGGCCAUGGCCGUUCCGGAAUUGUUCUUCGACAUCCUUGGUGCGAUAGCUUGA
Molecule: messenger RNA, 363 nt
Organism: Miscanthus lutarioriparius
Lineage: Eukaryota; Viridiplantae; Streptophyta; Magnoliopsida; Poales; Poaceae
Source: the annotation of a GenBank genome assembly